This is a messenger RNA of Closterium sp. NIES-65, 3351 nucleotides long. The record is from the annotation of a GenBank genome assembly. Lineage: Eukaryota; Viridiplantae; Streptophyta; Zygnematophyceae; Desmidiales; Closteriaceae.
AUGGCUACCCCUAGUGUCCUCGCUUUUGACGCUGAGGGUCGAGCCAUUGACUUUGAGGUCUGGGUCGACGACCUGCAGCUGUUCUUACAGUGCGAUAGGGCGGACGGCCUUGACCUCUUUGACCUCACCUCUGGCGCCUCUCCUGCCCCUGCUGCUGAUGCUGACCCCACUGUUCGCUCUCAGUGGGCCACCCGCGAUGCUGCUGCACGUCUUGCUGUGCGUCGCCACUUGCCCAUCACUGAGCGCGCGCACUUUAGUCAGUACAAGAGUGCUCAGACCUUGUACGACGCUAUAGUUGCGCGCUACUCUUCCCCUGCCACUGCUGCACUGAGCCGUCUCAUGCUACCGUACCUCUUUCCUGAUCUCACUGCCUUUCCCACUGUCGCUGACCUCAUUACGCACCUCCGCACUAGUGACACUCGCUACCGCGCCGCCCUUCCUGCUGAGUUCUGCGCCAAGAACACCACCCCCAUGUACAUCACUCUCUACUACAUAGUCACACGCCUCCCUGACUCCCUUCGCGUAGUCAGGGACCACUUCCUCUCAGUCUGUCCCACCACUCUCACUGUCGACCUCCUCGAGAAGGCCCUCCUAGCGGCGGAGAAGAGUAUCGUCGCUGUUGGAGCCUCUCGUGGUGACCCUCGCACCCCCAUCUUUGAGGGGUGUUCUCCUUCCCCCCUACUGCCCUCUGUUGCCUCUGCUGCUGCUGCCGACCUGCUUGGUCUUGAGUCGGUCGGCGCGGCGUCUGCCCCUAGCGAGAGACGCCGCCCUGGCAAGGGCAAGGGGGGCAAGGGCGCGGGUGGAGCUGGAGGGGGCGGUGGAGGUGGCGGUGGAGGCGGCAGAGGGAGUGGGGGUGGCGGUGGGAGUAGUGGCGGAGGCGGAGGUGGUGGUGGCAGCGGCGGAGGAGGCCGCGGUGGCGGCGGCAGCGGUGGGAGUGGAGGCGGCGGUGGUGGCGGAGGUGGAGGCGGCGGUGGCGGAGGGGGUGGAGCUGGUCGGGGUGGUGCCCCGCAGCGGAGCGACUCUGGUAGUGGUCAGCGCCAGCAGCAGCAGCGUCCGCGGGACAUCCCCCCGCCCCAGCAGCUCCGUGAGUGGUACACGCAGCGUCAGAGGGGUGGGGGUACUAGUCCGUGCGCCUACGUCCUUCGUUCCGGCGACCGCGCGGGUGAGCAGUGUGGGGGUGCCCACCCCACCCAGCGCUGCUUUGGCCGCCUGACGGAGGCUUGGCGUCAGCAGUUCCCCGAGGCUAGUGAGAUUCCCCGCUGGGGAGAGCUGUCUAGGGCUGGUGUAGCUAUCUUUGAUCUUGACUUUGAUGCUAUCCUUGCUGCCAUGUAUGCUGUGACUAUUAGUGAGGAGGGUGACUGUUACCGGUGUUUCCCGCCCGACCUGGGCAUUGGUACUGCUGUGCUAGGUGCUUGUGAGGCUACUGCUCUAGGUGCCAGUGCGUCUGCGCUCUCAGGUACUGGUGAGGCUGCGCUCCCAGGUCGGCACCUGGCCACGUUCUCGCGUCGGCCAGGGUCGAGCCUCUACACCCUGACCACUGAGUCUCCUCCUAUCCCUGCGUCUGGCCAGGUAGCUGCGUCGGGUCAGGUGUUUGCUGCUGCGUCCCGGUCUGGUCCUGAGUCUGCCCCCUGUUCGUGUCGCCUCCUGUCUCACGAGACUCUCCUGUCGCACCACCGUCUUGGCCACCCCUCCUUGCCUCGUCUUCGGGGCAUGGCUUCCCGUGUCCUUGUCUCUGGUCUCCCCCGGUCUCUCCCUCCCCUUCCUUCGGGACCAGGACCUUCCUGUGUACCCAGUGUCGAGAAGCGCCUCCGGGCUGCUCCUCACUCCUCCCAGUUUCCCCCGACAGAGGCUCCUCUGCAGACACUUCACAUGGACGUGUGGGGCCCGGCCCGCGUCCGUGGGCAGGGUCACGAGCGCUACUUCCUGCUGGUGGUUGACGACUACUCGCGUUACACCACAGUCUUCCCCUUGCGCAGCAAGGGUGAUGUCACUGAGGUGCUGAUCGACUGGAUCCGCGCAGCUCGUCUCCAGCUCAGGAGGAGCUUCGGCUCGGACUUUCCUGUUCUGCGUCUGCACUCUGACCGAGGUGGGGAGUUCUCCUCUGGCCUUCUGCAGGCCUACUGUCGUGCACGGGGGAUCCGCCAGACCUUUACGCUUCCGGACUCUCCACAGCAAAACGGGAUUGCUGAGCGCCGCAUUGGCAUGGUCAUGGACGUCGCUCGUACGUCCAUGAUGCAUGCGGCUGCCCCCCAUUUUCUGUGGCCGUUUGCGGUUCGGUACGCGGCGCAUCAGCUCAACCUUCACCCCAGGGUCUCCCGGCCAGAGACCUCCCCAGCUCUGCUGUGGACGGGGAAGGUCGGCGAUGCGUCUGCGUUUCGUGUCUGGGGAUCUCGGGCGUUUGUCCGCGACUUGUCUGCGGACAAGCUGUCCCCUCGUGCUGCUCCCUGUGUCUUCCUAGGCUUCCCCCCUGACGCCCCAGGGUGGCAGUUCUACCACCCCUCCUCUCGUCGUGUUCUGUCCUCCCAGGACGUCACGUUCGACGAGUCCGUCCCCUUCUACCGCCUCUUCCCCUACCGCACUCCUUCCCUCCCCCCACCGCCACACUUCCUUGUGCCAGGUGCCCCCCCGGUAGACCCCCUUCCCCCUCAGGGUCCUGCCCCUUCUGGUGUGUCCCAGGUUGACGCAGUCGAGCCGGUCGAGGUUGCUGGUGACUCUGGUACUGCUGCGGGUGCUGAGCCUGGGGGUGCUGACUCUUGGGGUGCCGUGCACGUGGGUGCUGCGCCUGGGGGUGCUGAGACUGGGGGUGCUGCGCCUGGGGGUGCUGAGCCUAGGGGUACUGCGACUGGGGGUGCUGAGCCUAGGGCUGCUGAGUCUGGGGGUACUACGUCGGGAGCUGCUGAGCCUGGGGGUGCUGCGUCUGGAGCUGCUGAGUCUGGGGGUGCUACGUCAGGAGCUGCUGAGCCUGGAGGUGCUGCGUCUGGGGCUGAUGGGCCUGGAGGUGCGGAGCCUGCGGCCGCUGGACCUCCCCUUGUGGUGUCUGGCGGUGCUGGGCCUGGAGGUUCUCUGGGUGCUACGUCUCGGCGGGAGCCACUCUCUCCACAGGAGCUGCGCGAGUGGUUUGCUCGCCGCUGGAGGCGUGCUGCUGGAGCUGGAGUUUCUUCGGCUGCUGAGGGUGCUGGUGCCGCCGGUCCCAGAGCUGCUGGGCCUGCGAGUCCUACUGGAGCUGGCGCUGCAGAGGGUGCUGGUGCUGAGACUGCUGCUGUCUGUCCUGGCGGUGGUCCUGCUGCUAGUGCUGCUGGAGGUCCUGCCGCUGGAGGUGCUGUUGGCGCUGGUGCUGCCGGAGCGUCGUGA